GCCACCACCGCAGCCGCCUUUCCCCUCCUCUGCUCCUGAGACGAGCUCUUGUAUCCACGCAGCAACAAACGACGCGCGAUCCCUUUGUCUCCGGGCGACGGGAGGAGGAACCUGGGACCCUCGCUGCCAGGAUGAUGUCGUCCUCGACCAUGGGGAAAUCGGCCCCCGCUGAGGAGUCGCUCGGAGAGUCAUGGGUGUUAUGCCCAACCCCGGUCGACCGAAUUACGCCACUGCCGUUUGGCAGUGGUGGCGAGGAGUUCCUGCGGCUCCUGAGGGAUGCUCAGAGGGACUCGGCCCAUUCCUCGGCCCGACACUCGCUCGCCUCCUCGCGACGUGAUACUCCGCGCGACAGUCCCAAGAGUCCUCCAAAUAGUCCGAAUACGGAAUUAUCGACUGAAGAUGAGUUAAAAGGAGUCUACAUUAAUCACACUACCCAAAAGGAUGUCGAUCAAGACAAAAACUCGGAUUGGAUAUACGAGUGGAAUAUCAAGCCGGAACAAAUUGGACUCAAAGACUGGAAGUUGAAGCACAAAUUGGGAAUGGGUAGACGGAAAACGUACAGCAUCAGGACUGCAAAGGUUGGCAAGAAUGGCCUCUUUUCUAAAGAGGUGCUCUACACGCUUUUCUUGACGAACAUACUCUCACUCCUCAUUGGGACUGGUAUUGGAGAUUGA
Messenger RNA from Ceratosolen solmsi marchali, 674 nucleotides. RefSeq names its product BCL2 interacting protein 3 (gene BNIP3). The transcript has 6 exons. Gene Ontology annotation, cellular component: mitochondrial envelope; mitochondrial outer membrane; nucleus. Gene Ontology annotation, biological process: positive regulation of apoptotic process; mitochondrial outer membrane permeabilization. NCBI's taxonomy places the organism in Eukaryota, Metazoa, Arthropoda, Insecta, Hymenoptera, Agaonidae. Bases 132 to 674 code for a protein of 180 amino acids. The record is from RefSeq and is a predicted model, not a curated record.